Molecule: messenger RNA, 3472 nt
Organism: Marmota flaviventris (yellow-bellied marmot)
Lineage: Eukaryota; Metazoa; Chordata; Mammalia; Rodentia; Sciuridae
Gene: Wdr59
Product: WD repeat domain 59
Biological process (GO): positive regulation of TORC1 signaling; cellular response to amino acid starvation
Cellular component (GO): vacuolar membrane; Seh1-associated complex
Molecular function (GO): signaling adaptor activity; protein binding
Source: RefSeq, a predicted model, not a curated record
AGUAGGCAGCGUGGGAUUUGGGGGAAGAGGGAUUAGAGUGUGGGGGUGUCUGUUUUGCGUCCACCGUGGCUGGGAGAGGGAGAUGGCAGCUCGGUGGAGCAGCGAGAAUGUGGUGGUGGAGUUCCGCGAUUCCCAGGCAACUGCAAUGUCUGUGGACUGUCUUGGGCAGCAUGCAGUGCUUUCUGGUCGCAGAUUCCUGUACAUCGUCAAUCUAGAUGCUCCUUUUGAAGGUCACCGGAAAAUCUCUCGUCAGAGCAAAUGGGACAUCGGAGCUGUGCAGUGGAAUCCUCAUGACAGCUUCGCGCAUUAUUUUGCAGCUUCGAGUAACCAACGGGUGGACCUUUAUAAGUGGAAAGAUGGCACUGGGGAAGUUGGCACAACCUUACAGGGCCAUACGCGCGUCAUCAGCGACUUGGACUGGGCAGUGUUUGAACCAGAUCUCCUGGUCACCAGCUCGGUGGACACCUACAUCUACAUUUGGGAUAUCAAAGACACAAGGAAACCCACUGUUGCACUCUCUGCUGUAGCUGGUGCUUCCCAGGUCAAAUGGAAUAAAAAAAAUGCAAACUGCCUUGCCACCAGCCAUGACGGUGAUGUACGCAUAUGGGAUAAGCGGAAACCCAGUACAGCAGUAGAAUAUCUAGCAGCCCACCUCUCCAAAAUCCACGGCCUGGACUGGCAUCCAGACAGUGAGCACAUUCUCGCUACCUCCAGUCAAGACAACUCUGUCAAGUUCUGGGAUUACCGCCAACCUCGGAAAUACCUCAAUAUUCUCCCUUGCCAGGUGCCUGUCUGGAAAGCCAGAUACACACCUUUCAGCAAUGGAUUAGUGACUGUGAUGGUUCCCCAGUUGCGGAGGGAAAAUAGUCUGCUCCUGUGGAAUGUCUUUGAUUUGAACACUCCCGUCCACACCUUUGUGGGACACGAUGACGUGGUGCUGGAGUUCCAGUGGAGGAGACAGAAGGAAGGUUCCAAGGACUACCAACUGGUUACAUGGUCCCGGGAUCAGACUUUGAGAAUGUGGCGAGUGGAUUACCAGAUGCAAAGGCUCUGUGCCAAUGACAUAUUAGAUGGUGUUGAUGAGUUCAUUGAGAGCAUUUCUCUUCUGCCAGAACCAGAGAAGACCCUGCACACUCAAGAUUCAGAUCACCAGCAUAACUCAAGCCAUGGAGAGGAAGAAGUGGUAAAGGAAGAUCCCCCUAACAGUCUCCUGGAAGACAGGAAGUCAGAUCAGCUGGGUCUGCCUCAGACUCUGCAACAGGAGUUCUCCUUGAUCAACGUGCAAAUCCGGAAUGUCAAUGUAGAGAUGGACGCUGCAGAUAGGAGCUGCACGGUGUCCGCGCACUGCAGCAGCCACCGUGUCAAGAUGCUGGUGAAGUUCCCAGCUCAGUACCCUAACAAUGCCGCCCCUUCCUUCCAGUUUAUUAACCCCACAACCAUCACAUCGACCAUGAAAGCUAAGCUGCUGAAGAUCCUGAAGGACACUUCCCUGCAAAAAGUGAAACGUAACCAGAGCUGUUUGGAGCCCUGCCUGCGCCAGCUCGUCUCCUGCCUUGAGUCUUUUGUGAACCAAGAAGACAGUGCUUCUAGCAACCCGUUUGCGCUCCCAAACUCUGUCACACCACCUUUGCCAACUUUUGCGCGGGUGACCACGGCCUAUGGGUCAUACCAGGAUGCCAAUAUUCCCUUUCCUAGGACUUCUGGGGCCAGGUUCUGUGGAGCAGGUUACCUGGUAUAUUUCACAAGGCCCAUGACAAUGCAUCGAGCAGUGUCUCCAACAGAACCCACUCCCAGAUCUCUCUCCGCCUUGUCUGCUUAUCAUACUGGUUUGAUCGCACCAAUGAAGAUUCGCACAGAGGCCCCUGGGAACCUUCGCUUAUAUAGCGGGAGCCCCACACGCAGCGAGAAAGAGCAGGUUUCCAUCAGCUCCUUCUACUACAAGGAGCGGAAAUCAAGGAGGUGGAAAAGUAAGCGUGAGGGAUCAGACUCUGGCAAUCGACCCAUCAAGGCUGCCGGGAAAGUCAUCAUCCAGGAUGUUUCAUGCCUCCUUCCUGUUCAUAAAUCACUGGGAGAACUGUACAUAUUGAAUGUGAAUGAUAUUCAGGAAACAUGUCAGAAGAACGCUGCUUCAGCCAUGCUUGUUGGAAGAAAGGAUCUUGUCCAGGUGUGGUCGCUGGCUACAGUAGCUACAGAUCUUUGCCUUGGUCCGAAGUCUGACCCAGAUUUGGAAACACCCUGGGCUCGGCAUCCAUUUGGGCGACAGCUACUGGAGUCCCUGCUGGCUCAUUAUUGCCGACUCCGGGACGUGCAGACCUUGGCAAUGCUCUGCAGUGUGUUCGAAGCCCAAUCUCGGCCUCAGGGCAUCCCGAACCCCUUCGGGCCUUUUCCUAACCGGUCUUCUAAUCUCAUGGUGUCCCACAGUCGAUAUCCCAGCUUCACCUCCUCGGGUUCCUGCUCCAGUAUGUCGGACCCAGGGCUCAGCACCGGAGGCUGGAACAUAGCGGGAAGAGACGCAGAGCAUUUAUCUUCGCCUUGGGGAGAGUCCUCACCAGAAGAAAUCCGCUUCGGGAGUCUGACCUACAGUGAUCCUCGAGAGCGGGAACGGGACCAACAUGAUAAAAAUAAAAGGCUUUUGGACCCUGCUAACACCCAGCAGUUUGACGACUUUAAGAAAUGCUAUGGAGAAAUCCUCUACCGUUGGGGGCUAAGAGAGAAGCGAGCAGAAGUACUCAAGUUUGUGUCCUGUCCCCCUGAUCCCCACAAAGGGAUUGAGUUUGGCGUGUACUGCAGCCACUGCCGGAGCGAGGUCCGGGGCACACAGUGUGCCAUCUGUAAAGGCUUCACGUUCCAGUGUGCCAUCUGCCACGUGGCCGUGCGGGGAUCAUCCAAUUUCUGCCUGACCUGCGGUCACGGUGGCCACACUAGCCACAUGAUGGAGUGGUUUCGGACUCAGGAGGUGUGUCCCACCGGGUGUGGGUGUCACUGCCUGCUUGAAAGCACUUUCUGAACCUACAGAUGGUGGGUGUUGUAAUCCCAGAGGACCCCGUCAAUGCUGGUAAAACGCUGUCUGCCAGGAGGGAAGCUCCAGAACCCAGGAGGUGGGAGUGUGUUGCCCUCACAGACGGCCGCAGUAGCAGCUGCUCAUGAGCCUUUCCUACUCUUUGGCUGCCCUGGCCUGGACAUCACUGGAGAGGGGGAGGGCAGGUGCACAGAGCUGAGCUACUACGGUGGAAGUUCCCAUGGGGAAGAGCACUGGCCCCAGGGUCUUAGCCCUGAACCACAAGUGGGGCUCUCCUGACCAAGUCAGCUGUGACAGUCUCUGAGUCAAAGGAUGGUGGACAUUAAUUUAAUUGACAAGUGGGCCUAUGAGAACUGUAACUUUAGAAAUUGAUACAUUUAAAUGAACAGAUGGAUAGUGGCCUUCUGUAUAAUACUGAAAUUGUAAAUAUAUGCUGUACUUAAGGAUUGUUAA